GUGCGAGGCGCGGCGGACGGCGGAGCGCGGUCGGUCGGCGGCGCCAGUUCACUUCUGAGCGCCACGGGGCUGCCGCGCUCUUGUCGCGUAGAGCCCUAGUUCGCGAUCCCAAUAACUUUGUGCACUGGAAACUUUUCAAAGCGAUUCCGGACGGAUCCGAUGGCCGCGGAUCGCUUUCGUUUCGAAUUUCGAGUCGUGUCGUAAAGUAAAACGUGCGAGCGAUCAUUGUUGCGUGUUUAUACGAGUCAGUCGGUCUAUUUUUGAAUAUUCUCUAAACGCUUGACGGCGAAGUUUUCGAAACGCAGCCCGCCGGAGCCGGGUUAACGUCCGCUGUGUGUGCAGCACGCCUGCAUCACGUCUCUUGUGUUUUUGUUGAUGGAUUUUUGUUGUUAACCUCCAACAGUUGUAUCCGAGAAACGUUAUCUUUACAUUUGUGCCGGGCUUCUCCCAUGUAGUCUUUCACUCGGGCGGUGAUGGCUACGGAUGAUCUUGAUUUAGUGGCUAUUUUUGUGAUUGGUGCUAGUGAGUGAUUGACAGCGAGAGUGCUUGUCGACGGCUAAAGCCAGUGUGAUUAGUGUUAUGCCAGUGGUGCCAGUGAUGUGACAGUCUAUGGAAGCGUCAGGGUAUACUCGGAAUGUUCACGAAGCACGGCAAGCCCGCUGAGCGGUGCCAUCAUCCUCACUCGCAUAGGGGCUGUAAGAAGAAAAAACCGGCUCCGCACACGCCCUGGAAGUACUUGAUGAAUUGCCCACUCGUUAGAAAAUGUUUUGGCCUACAGUUGCGGAGCAUAGAGGAGCCAGCGGGAGGCGCGGGCGGCGGCAUGCCCGCGCCUUCCUGCUAUGAUGCUGAAUGCGCGCGCACUGAAGCCUGGCUCGAUGAAAACCAGGAGUUCGUGCAUGAUUACUUCUUAAGGAAGGCGACGCGGCAAGUGGUGGAUGCGUGGUUAGUGUCGCACGCGACGCCGCCGAGCGCCGAGCUCGCGUCGCCGUCGCGCGCCGGUUCCGGCUCUGGAGCGACAACGCCUGUCAGAAAGAUCUCAGCGCAUGAGUUCGAGCGCGGUGGUCUACUGAAGCCGUUGGUGACGACGGUAGACGGCACACCCACCUUCCUUGGAGACCAGCCUCCUCACGCCACACCUUCGCGGCCGCAGCGGAGGUCGCGGCAUGAACUGAGACAGCUGGACGAAAAGGAACUUAUAUUUGAAUUAGUAAAGGACAUCUGCAACGAGCUAGAAGUAAGGGUGCUGUGUCACAAGAUCCUCCAAAACGUAUCAAUAUUAUUGGACGCGGAUCGAGGGUCUUUGUUCCUGGUGCAAGGGGAGAGAGCGUCACCUAAUCCUCAAAAUGGAAGGUGUUUGGUGUCGAAGUUGUUCGAUGUCUGUUCGAAGUCAACGCCCGAGCAGAUGGAACAGCUCGAAGAGAUUAGGAUACCGUGGGGCAGUGGUAUCGUCGGCUAUGUCGCCGAGAGCGGAGAGCCCGUCAACAUACCUGAUGCGUAUAAGGACGAAAGGUUUAACCACGACAUUGACCAGCAGACGGGUUACAAAACGAGGUCACUUCUCUGCAUGCCCAUUAAGGACAUUAACGGAGAGGUCAUCGGCGUUGCUCAGGUUAUCAACAAACAGAGUGACGGUCCCUUCACGGCCUACGAUGAGAAGGUCUUCUCAUCCUACCUUCAGUUCUGCGGCAUCGGCCUUCGGAACGCACAGCUUUACGAGAGAUCCCAAUUGGAGGUGAAAAGAAACCAGGUCCUAUUGGACCUCGCCCGCAUGGUGUUUGAGGAGCAGAGUACUAUUGAGCACAUGGUUUUAAGGAUACUUACGCACACGCAAAGUCUCAUCAGAUGUCAGCGAGUACAGGUACUCCUAGUUCACGAGGCAUCGAAGGGAAGUUUCUCCCGUGUCUUCGACCUGGAGGCUGGCGAUGACACCGACCUCGGUACUCCUAGGACCUCACCUUACGAGAGUCGGUUUCCUAUCAACAUUGGCAUUACGGGAUAUGUCGCUACUACAGGCGAGACUGUGAACAUUCCGGAUGCCUAUUUAGAUCCCCGUUUUGAUCCGUCCGUCGACGAAGGCACCGGAUUUAAACACAACACAAUACUUUGCAUGGCCAUUAAGAAUUCCGAGGGGAGGAUUAUCGGAGUCAUUCAGUUAAUCAACAAAUUUGAUGAGCUCCUGUUUACGAAGAACGACGAGAACUUCGUUGAAGCGUUCGCGAUAUUCUGCGGUAUGGGCAUACAUAACACGCAUAUGUACGAGAAGGCUAUCACCGCUAUGGCCAAGCAGAGUGUUACUUUAGACGUACUAAGUUACCACGCAUCCGCAUCAUUAGACGACGCUCAACGGCUACGGACGUUGAGAAUACCUUCGUCCGCCCACUUCAGUCUUCAUGAGCUCGCUUUCGAUGACAUCGAGAUGACGGACGAUGACACGUUGCGGGCGUGUCUCCGUAUGUUCCUAGACCUCGACUUUGUGGAGCGGUUUCACAUAGAUUACAGCGUGCUCUGCCGAUGGCUGUUGAGUGUGAAGAAGAAUUACCGCAAUGUAACGUACCACAAUUGGAGGCACGCGUUCAACGUCGCGCAGAUGAUGUUCGCUAUUUUAACGGAGACGCAGUGGUGGAAGAUAUUCGGGGAGCUGGAGUGCCUGGCGCUCAUCAUCGGCUGCCUGUGCCACGACCUUGAUCAUCGGGGGACCAAUAAUUCGUUUCAGAUCAAGGCAUCAUCACCUUUGGCUCAGCUGUACUCCACUUCCACGAUGGAGCACCACCACUUCGACCAAUGUCUCAUGAUCCUCAACUCGCCUGGAAACCAGAUCCUGCUCAACUUAUCCUCUGAUGAUUACGAGAAAGUCGUCAAAGUGCUCGAAGAUGCUAUCCUCUCUACUGAUUUGGCUGUGUAUUUUAGCAAACGCAAGGCCUUCAUUGAGCUGGUAAGCACGGAGCGCCAGGUGACUCCGAACUGGGGUGAGUGUGAGGACCGCCGCGGUCUCCUGCGAGCAAUGCUGAUGACCGCUUGCGAUCUCGCCGCGAUCACCAAGCCAUGGCCCGUGGAACGACGAGUCGCUGCCCUUGUUGCCGGGGAAUUCUUCCGACAAGGAGAUCUGGAGCGACAGAACUUGAAUUUGACGCCUAUCGACAUAAUGAACAGAGAUAAAGAAGACGAACUCCCUGCUAUGCAAGUCAAAUUCAUCGAUACGAUCUGCUUGCCUAUAUACGAGGCAUUCGCAGUCCUAUCGCCGGCUCUACAGCCGAUGCUUGACAGAGUAAAGAGUAAUCGCGGCCACUGGAUCGACCUCGCCAACAACGACAGCGGGGAAAAGUUCGACUACGGACUUGACAAGGAACCGGAGAGAAACGAUAAAUCCAGCAUCAGCUCACAGAACGUCGAUGAUACAGAGAACACGUAUGAGGGAGAUAGCAGCGGUGCUGUCAGCCUCUCUUCAGAAACAAACUCCAAGUACGAGAAUCUAGAGAACCCCGUCGUAGGACUUCUGUGCAACAACGUCCUCACUCUCCGAGACCCCAACAAGUUCUGUCCGCUUAAUGACUAUUAAAUCCCGCUAAGGACAAUGUGAUAAAGUGUACAGGCGGGUUGUUAGUGCUCCCACGUUUCAAAGGCCAAUAGCGAAGCCAAAUCGUCCAUUUAGGAUGUUAGAAUUAGAACUCUAAGUUUCUAAGCAUCUAGCACAACUAACAAAUAAAAUUCACUUCAUUUUAAAGUUAAUUCAUGGUUCGUUCGUAAUGCAUUUUAGUAUGAAUUUAUUUGUAAUUUUGCGUGGUUGUCCAUUUGUUUAUAUUCUCAUUUUCAUGUAUCCUAUUGGUCCGCUUGGAAUGUUGGGCGAUUACGUGAAUAUAUAAUAUGCAGUUCACGCGAUUUUCAACCGACAGUUGUGUGAUAUUCGUUUAGUAAAUAGAUGAUUUAGUCGAAUUUGAAAUUUAUCUAAACGCAUGGCGUAAUUAUCGAUAAGUUGUCAUGACCAUCGCCGCACUAUUUUUAUACACUUCAUUAUGUAGCUUUACAAUUUUUAAGUACCUAUAAGAGGAAAUUUUACAAAUAGGUAUGUAAUGUUUUUAAUUUACCUCAUUCGUCUAUUCCUACUACGUAUUACAUGAAGUUGUUUCGUGUGUCGAUAGUUUUGGUAUCAUUUAAGAUACAUACAUAAUAAUAAUAUUACCUACAGCUAAUGAAAUAUUCAAUUUCUCAUAGAAACAUAAAUAUUUCGACGUUUAAAUAGAAUACUCUAAUCCGCGCUGACCGCAGUAAGUGUAACAAAACAGGGCCUAACUGUCGUGACGUAGUUGAUAUAUGACCAAAAUACCAAAAAGUUUUUAUGUAGAUGUUAUACUAAAAAUCUUUAUUUGUUUUAUUAUUCGGAUCUAUCAUUAAUUCUUUCAUACUUUGUAUUUCAUAUGAAAUUUAAAUUAUUAUUAAAUUCUAUUAUUAAACCUCUGAUUAUGUGUGUGUGUGGGGAAUUAUGUAAUGCACUUGCGACAGUUUGUGUAAGUAAUGUCAAAUGAUAAUUCUACAGUAGCACAACGUAAUGUUUUGUAAAUAAUUAAUCAAUGUUAUAAAUACUGUAAUACUAACGUGUUGUAAUUUUGCUAAGUACUUAUUAUAAAUUCGGGUUUUCUCUAUUAAUUGUACCUACAUGGAUAAUUUUGUUUCUAUAUACUCGUUUAAUUGUAUGCAGUAAUUCGAUGGAAGUAUGCACGUAAAAAUAGACUUUAUUUCAAUGGGAUUAGAUAUUUAAAUCAAGUUGCUGAAUACGAUUAUUAGUCGGGAUUAUAUUUUUAUCUGCUUAUAGGAACUGUGGCCUCGCAUUGAUUUUUCAAGACAGUUACGGCACCCUCUGAUCCAUUCCAAUUCUAUUUUCGAUUUUAAAAAUAGAUUUUUGCCUCCAUUUUGUUUGUUUUGUCCAGUAAGGUUUUAUAGGAAAAAAAAGUGUCAAUUAUAUAUAAUCUACAUACAGAAUUUAUUGUUUAUGUCCUUUUUAUAAAUAUUAGAAGACUAACAUUUUUUGCUCAUCAGAUAGCGCUAAUGUCCAAUAGAGAAUCAUUUAGUGUCACACGAUUGGACAUUCUAUUUUUAACAUCAACAGUGAUUGGAUAAACAUACUUACGCGGCAGAGCCGUAACACUAAUUGUAAUUAGCGACAUCUAGUGAGCAAAACAAUAACCUUCGUUACAAUGUUUUUGCAAGCAUUGUAUUUAUAAAAUGGACAUACGCUAGUAGUUGUUCUUCUAGUCUUUUGCUAAAUUUGACUUUCAAAUCAUGUCUUAUGUUCGUUCGUUUUUUUGUACUUCUUGAUGUAUAAAAAUUUAACAAUAGAUAUUAGUUUUGAUCGUAGAUGUCGUAUUCGUAUACAUAUUUACAAGGAGGAAAAGUGUCUAUACAACUGUAUCAACUAGAUGGCACUACUAUAGCUAAAUUUCAUAAAGGAGGAACGAUGGGUAUGCUACGUUGCAAUAUCUACUUAUUUCAUAUUUUUGGGAAGUGUUGAAAACAACUUAAAGUAUUUCAUUUCCAUUUUUCCCUACUUUUCUUUCUUAUUUUAUUUUAUUCCAAGUUAUCCUUUUACUAACACAGUACACAGUACCAUCCAGUCUGUGUUUAUUCAUGGACAUGUUUUUUUUUUUCAUUUUACCGAAAUGCUUUUCUCUACCUUCCAUAGUUUCGUCCGAUCCAAUAAAGCAUUUUAUUGAUGUAAUUAAUCUUGCAGAUAACUCUUUUUAGAUUAUGUAUCUGAAUAGGGUUUAUAUCAUUUGGACACCGUUAUCGAAUGACGACCUUAGUUGUAACCAACCAAGUUGACACCAAGUGAACUAGCUACUAAAUACAACUGUAUACCUUUUGUUGGUUGCGCUACCUGAUUGUAGCAUGGUGUCCUAAUGAAAGAAGGUUCCUAAUUAUAGUCUAUUGAGUACGACAUCUAUGAUUAAAACUUUCAUUAUUUACAAAGUUGUAAAACAUUUUAUUAUAACAAUGAAAUCGUUUUCAUCUCUAUACAAUGCUUCACAAUUGGAAGCAAAACAAUUCUCGACUUGUUACGUCACUAUUUCGAUCUUCUAUUAAUAUAAUUAUAAUUAUUAUAUUAAAUAAAAAAAAAUAUAUGACCAAAUCCUCCAUGAAGUUAAAAUUGAAAAAAAUAAAAAUAUAUUUUGUAAUUGGAAUAAUUCUCUCUAUAAGCAUUAGAUAUUUACAUGAUGAAAAUCUCAAAUUAAUUGUGGUUAUAAAACUAUGUACAACAUUAAUUUUAAGGUUACUGUAAGUAUUAUUAGAAAGUAAUUAGAAAAUUAAUAAUUGUAAUUCACUAAAUGACGAGUUGUAUGGUGUGUGAAUAAUUAUGGAGGUUGUUUUGUUCCAAACAAAAAUGUUAUUUAUUUAUGAUUAAACAAAUUUUGAAAUAA
This is a messenger RNA of Spodoptera frugiperda (fall armyworm), 6410 nucleotides long. It is a transcript of the gene Pde11, whose product is annotated as dual 3',5'-cyclic-AMP and -GMP phosphodiesterase 11. The transcript has 19 exons. The record is from RefSeq and is a predicted model, not a curated record. Bases 635 to 3556 code for a protein of 973 amino acids. Gene Ontology annotation, biological process: signal transduction. NCBI's taxonomy places the organism in Eukaryota, Metazoa, Arthropoda, Insecta, Lepidoptera, Noctuidae. Gene Ontology annotation, molecular function: protein binding; 3',5'-cyclic-GMP phosphodiesterase activity; 3',5'-cyclic-AMP phosphodiesterase activity.